Messenger RNA from Oncorhynchus mykiss (rainbow trout), 3006 nucleotides. RefSeq names its product methyltransferase like 18 (gene mettl18). The record is from RefSeq and is a predicted model, not a curated record. Gene Ontology annotation, molecular function: protein-L-histidine N-tele-methyltransferase activity. Gene Ontology annotation, cellular component: nucleus. Gene Ontology annotation, biological process: peptidyl-histidine methylation, to form tele-methylhistidine. Lineage: Eukaryota; Metazoa; Chordata; Actinopteri; Salmoniformes; Salmonidae.
CAAGGUGUUCUGGGUAUUUAGCUGUCUCCUUUUCCUUCCAGUCCGCGUGUAGGUUGCAGAAUUUAUUCCCUGCCUUUUAUAGCUAUACUAGUUAAAUACACUGCUUUGUCAGAACUAUGUCUUUCAGUUUCAACUUCGAGGUGCAGUUGACGACAAAGGGGCAACAAGGUGAAGAAAGUAAAUCACAAACUGGAAAGCAGGAUUAUGCAGUCAAACCUGUGCCCGGCAACAACAACAACACCACCACUCCAGCAGAAACUGUCAAAGCAGCUGUUGAACACCAUCCCCCUGCAGAACCCCACUUUCUCCUCAACGAUGCUGUCUGUGAGACUGUUACCAUAGGAACGCUUCCACCCCUCCACUUCCUGAAUGAGUCUGUGUUCGAGCGGACGGCCAGCGAGCGAGAUGACGACGAGAGGAUCCUGUCGCGGACCGCCGCCCAGAGCUCGGACCUCAUCUCCGGGGUGUACGAGGGAGGGUUGAAGGUGUGGGAGUGUACCUAUGACCUCCUAGAGCUGCUAGAGAGGGAGGGGGAGACGUUCGGGGGGAAGAUGGUUCUGGAUUUGGGUUGUGGUGCUGGACUGCUGGGCCUACUGGCGCUAAAGAGCGGCGCAAGUCAGGUCCAUUUCCAGGACUAUAAUAGUACUGUUAUAGAACAGCUCACACUGCCUAAUGCACUGCUCAACUGUCAGGUGGAAGGGGAGGAGGAAGAAGUGAAGGGAAAGAAACGGGGGCUGCAAGAGGAGGACGAUGAGACAAUUAUAGAAGAGGACAAAAUGAAAAAGGAUGAAGAGGCAAAGUCCGAUGAGGAGAAGAAUGAACAGAAAAAAGAGGGAGAGGAUGGCAGCCCGUCGCCCAAGAGGCAAGCCCUGGACCUAUCCCAGCAUUCGAAGCUGACCUGCUGUCGUUUCUUCUCGGGCGACUGGACAACGUUCCUAGCGCUGGUCCUCAAGGAAGACCUGUUCCCUAAAUAUGACAUCAUCUUCACCUCAGAGACCAUCUACAACACAGCGUACUACUCAGCUCUUCACGACACCCUCCACAGACUGUUGGCCCCGAGGGGAGUGGUCUACCUGGCCACCAAGGCCCACUACUUUGGGGUGGGGGGUGGGCUGCACCUAUUUGAACAGUUUAUAGAGGACAAGGGAGUGUUUGAUAUGGAGAAACUGUGGGACGUGGACCAGGGGCUACAGAGACAUGUUGUGGCCAUGCACUUCAAAACAACAAACAAGUCUUGACUUUUUACUUUGUGUAUUUUCAAAGAACUAAAAAGGAUAAUAUUUUUCAAAUUAAUUUCUACUCAAUGCACCUGGAACUUCUAUGCUACCUAAGGUGUGCUAACAUCCGUCAGUUUCAAAUAAACGUUUUCCUAUAAAGAUCACCUGUGUGUCAAUUAGGACAAAGAAACAGGACUAUCAUAAUAUUUAAAAUGACCGUAUGUUUGAUUGUUUGACAGAUAAUGAAAAGACAUGUAGAAUAUUUAAGACUUUCUGCAGGUCUGUCAGUCUGGCUUAUUUUACCUUGGUGGUAAAACCUUGUAUGUCAAAUACUGGAGAUGAGCUUCACAAAGAAAGCAGAUUAAGGAGGAGUUUGAAUAUUUGCCAGUUGAAGUGGACAACAGGAUAACUGCACUGAUGGAGGGAAAGAAGCAGAAGUCUGAUAAAGAAGAUUGAGGAGAUGAGCAGAUAUUCCAUUGUUUCCAUUGUAGUGUACAAACUAGGCCAAUAUCAAGUGUGCCUCAAGUAUUUCAAAGGAUUUUGGCAAGUGUAUUUGGUGCAGUUCGGUUUUUAACAGGACAUAAGUGGUAGUUGAAGUAGGCGCAAUAUACUACCCGAAAGAAGAUACCGUUUCAUGUCAACUUUACCCUUUGUUCACAUCUCUCUAUAUUUAUAUUUAUUUAGAAUAGGGCUAGUGCAUGAGAAAGGUGGAAAGGAAAUGAAGGUCUUUAUAGGGGGUAGGGAGGAGGAAAGGAAAUGGCCUCAGUGACCUUUGCAGGUGAUUCCCAAAGUGUUCAAAUAGCACCACUAUCUACCAAGAUAGACGCAUAUCAAAAUGUCUUGUGGCAAUUUUCUAGAAGGUUGACCAUAUUGGAUGUGUCAUCGAAUAAAUAUUAUAAAGUGUCACAUCAUGAUUGAAACUUUUUUUAAAUGUAAAAUAUUCACUUAACUUAUUACAGUAAACCUAUGAGUAGGAACAAACAGGGCAGAUUCUGUUGAGCAUGGUGACUGAGUGGUGUAGCUAGAAGUGGAAUUCCCUUUUAGCUUUAUCAUGGAAAUCUAAAGCUUGUGGAAAUACUGUAACACAGACUGAGAGAAGGGAGGAUAAUGCACAGUAAAACCAGUGGGAGAGAAGGGGGGAUAUCCUAGGAAGAAUUAUAAACAGGGCAGCACCCACCUAAGUGGGUUACACUUGUGUUGGUGUCAAUGUAACAUGAGGAAGAAGGAUUAACAUGUUUUUUACGGUUAUCUUAUGUGUCAACUUCCACUUACUAAUAGUUUGUGUACACUUUCAUGUGUGUUCUGUGGUUCACAUUGAUCUCUAUGUAUGACUAAUCUGUUCCAGUUGUUGACACUUGCACAACUCGAGUGCCCUGUUUCAUCCAAUAAGAUUAAGAUGACUUUAUUGGUCAAUUCCAACUAAAAUUUGACUUCCCCUGUUUCCACCAACCCCUCAGAAAGAUACACAUACAGUGCCUUCAGAAAGUAUUCAUACCACUUUACUUAUUCCUAAUUUUAUUGUUAAGCCUGAAUUCAAUUAAAUAUAUUUUUCACCCAUUUACACACUAUCCCAUAAUGACAAAGUGAAAACAUGCUUUUAGAAAUGUAUUGAAAAAUUUUAAAUUAAAUCCAUAAACUUUAGAAGCACCGAUUUUCUAGGUAAGUCUCUUAAGAGCAUUCCACACCUGGAUUGUGCAACAUUUGCCCAUUUUUAUUAUUUUCAUAUUUCUUAAACUUCUGUCAAAUGAGUUGUUGAUUAUUGCUAUACAACUGUUUUCAGGUCUUGCCA